AUGGACGGAACGUUCCCCCCGACUCAAAUGGAGGAGACUGAUCGUUACUUCUUUCGGCGCCGUCAGCAGUUUGAAGCUGCCCUAGCCGCGCAAAAGUCAGAAAGAGGAGUUCGCAUUCGGCCUUUGAGUGCCUCCUCUAGUUAUCCUAGUGCAGGGGAGGCCUCUGCCUUGCAAGUGAACGUACAAAAAAUGAAGUACGCAGAGAACGAAAUCGCAAGUCUGACGGUACGCGAGGCCGACGAGCUGCGGGCAGUCAUUGCAGCUCAGGCGCGGCGCAUAGAGUCUUUGCAGCUUCAGCUACAGCAGCAGCAGCAGGUGCUACAGCAGCAGGAAGUAGAGGUACAACAGCAGAAGGCCAAUGCCAUUCAGGCCUCUUCCCUUAUAGCAGAACAGGAAAAGCAGCUCCAUGAAUUGAGGGCAGAAGCAGCAACUGCAGCAGCGGCACAUGACAAACAGAGAAGUCUUCUACUGCAGCGAGAAGCUCGCGCAGAGCAACUGGAAGAACAGCUCGAACAAUCUGUUGCGAGGAGCAAGGAGGUCGUUGCCCUGCGGCAGAAAGACGUACAGCAGCUGCAGCAGCUGAGACGGGAGCAGAGCAGUCUGGCACGGCACAUUCGAGCAGAGAAGUCGAUGGAGAAUGCAGCAAAGGAGGCUGUCAUUGCUGCUCGGCAUGCAGCGGAGUUGCGAAAGGUCACUGCCCAAAGAGAUGCCCUAGCAGCAGCAAUCAAGAAGCAGUUUAAGUUGAUAGAGGUUCUCAAGCAGCAGAAAGCGCAUCUGGAGGCGGCGCGCUGGCUGCAAUUCACAGAGGAGGAGUUUCUAAAGGUCGUAGACACAGACGGAACAUUCACGCAUACACAGGUGGAACACCAGCAGCAGCAGCCGCAAAAACAAUAA
Eimeria mitis is the source of this 894-nucleotide messenger RNA. RefSeq lists its product as uncharacterized. The transcript is spliced from 3 exons. NCBI's taxonomy places the organism in Eukaryota, Apicomplexa, Conoidasida, Eucoccidiorida, Eimeriidae. The record is from RefSeq and is a predicted model, not a curated record. The coding region runs from base 1 to 894 and encodes 297 amino acids.